Podarcis lilfordi (Lilford's wall lizard) is the source of this 22222-nucleotide messenger RNA. The record is from the annotation of a GenBank genome assembly. Lineage: Eukaryota; Metazoa; Chordata; Lepidosauria; Squamata; Lacertidae.
GGCGCGCCAUGGCGGCGGCGGCGGCGGCGGGGCUGUGGCGGGCGGAGGCUCCGCUGGGCCGGGGCUCGUCGGCCGCCGUGUACCGGGCGCGCUGCCUGGGAGACCCUCGCGCCCCGCCGGCCGCCCUCAAGGCGUUUCUGCCGCCCGCCCGCGGGGAGGAGGAGGCGGAGGCGGAGGGAGGCGGCGGCUACGGCUUCCGCAAGGAGCGCGCGGCGCUGGAGGAGCUGCGCGGCCACCGCAGCAUCGGUGAGAGCGCGCGGGGGGGGCGGGUUCCGGGGCUUGUGCAGAGAGCAGGAGCGGAGGCGAAAAGGGGCUUCCCUGGGAGACGCUCCCCGUCUGGGCUGGGCGGGGGUGGACUAAAUGACCCCUGGGACCCCCCCCCGCAGGGGCCUCGCGGCAGGAGGCGGGGGGGCUUUGCCCAAGGAGAGCCCCAGCCUGGGUCUCCCGCAGCCCGGCGCGCUCUCCGCCCCUUUCUGGGGCACAUCCUCCCCCGGGAGCAACCUGGUCUGCGGCAUCGCCCGCCAUGUGCUGGGACCAAACUCCAGAGCCCCUGGCGACCCGGAGCCGCAGGGCGGGUGUUGAGUGAUUCCGCAAAUGGGGAAGCAGCCAGGGGGGCUUAAUCCAGUGCCUGAUGAUGGUAUUAGUGAUUGAUCCUUUGACAGGAAAUACCUGCUUUGCCCUGCCCAUCUCCAGGGCCAGAAAGCUCCGAUUCAGUGCAUCCCAUUUUGCAAGGGAGCAGCCCCCGUGCUAAAGUUAAGCAGAUCUGAAUCUGACCCUUGUCCCAGGGGAGACCCCCCCCCACAUCACCUUGAGAUGCAUUGUGGAAGAAAUGCAGGAUAUAAAUCGGUUCACUAAAUAAUAUGGGUACAUGUGCACAGCAUGAGGAAUCACUUGGCCAGCUGAGAGGGGAAAGGAUGUCCCAAAUACAACAUGGUACUGAGGGUGAUGUCUGUAAGCAGUCCCCAACCUGUUGCCCUUCAUCAUCCCUGACCGUUGGCCUGUGAGAGUUGCAGUCCAAGUCACUGGGAGGUCAAGAGGCUGGGGAAGGCUGGCGCAAGUCUUGUUGAGUGUGUUCAUUUUGUCUGAAGCCUGAGUGGGAAACAGACAUGCUCAGUGGCUUAGAGCAUGGUGUGCUAAGACGCCAAGGCGGCAGGUUCGAUCCCCCUCUGGGACAGCCUUGCAGGGGGUUGGACUAGAUGAACCUCAGGCUCCCUUCCAGUGCUGCGAGUCUGUGAUUCUAAGACUCUUUUGUGUAACAUGCCUUGUUGCUUUGCUGAAGAGUGAUACUUAAAACUGCCCAACAAAUAAUAAAUGUGAGACUUACCACUGCAUCUCAAGGCAAUCUGAUUUGGCUUCUCACAGCUGCUGCCAGAGGUCAGCUGCAGAUUACCAUCACCUUACAGUAACUGCUUCUUAACCUCUUGCAAUGAGCAUGCAACCCUAUGGCUGUCUUUGUUGAGAGACAUAGAUGUUUACUACCAGGCCAGCCCCAGCCCCAGCCCCAGCCCCUCUUGCCCCCACACCGCCAGACAUACUGAUGGGAACUAUGUGACGGAUGGUUGGCUCUGCGCAUAACAGCAUAAAUCUACACCAAAUGGUCAAGUGUAGCCCCUGUACAGCACAGAGCAUGGCUGGUGGUAACUUACAAUGGGGCUUGGAGCAGAAGGAAACUGACUUGUUUCUGGGAACUGGUCCUGAGGAACAACCAGUGUUUCCAUCUAAAAUUCCAAAGGCAAGAAGAAUCACAACUAGGCAAUCCAUGAAGCGCAUUCAGGCAUCCACUGGAAAUGCUGCAGCUUGGCAUAUCAUACUUUGGCCAACAGCCGCAAUGAGUGAACCAAGUCUUGUUGCUGUGCUACAGGGGGAAAGAUCCGGAAAAUUGGGCCGCGGACAGGAAUUCAGCCAGACGGAUUUCCUUCUCAAAUGAUGCCAUAUUGGACCCAUGCAGAGUAUCCAGGGUGUUUGAAUUCAUUUCUGUACCCAUAUUGCCAACCAUGUUGGCAGUGACUUCCAUUGCAGUAGAACUCUGCAUGGAUCCAGACUAGAAUUUUAUUUGGUGCUACCUAAAGACUGUUUUGUUGUUGACCUUAUUUGUGCUGCAUCCAUUUUUCUUCGAUGGCCACAGAGUUGGGGUAAGGAUUCUCUUGAAGGUUAGAAGGUUAAUCCCCCAAAAGAAACAAGCGGCACUUGCCUAGCUCUGGAUUAAAUUAUACCCAGGCCCAGAUGCUCUAGGAAAAGUGCUGGAAACAACUGAAUCUUGUAUGUUCCAAAUGCGGCUUUUUGUGGAAAUCACUGCCUUAGCGCAGAACAGCUUCCAGGCACCAGUGGUCCCCCACCAAGUAACCCCUGCUGAUCUUUUUGGGGUGUUUUUCUACCUGCAGUGACUUUGUACGGUAUGUUCACCGACUACCCUUCUGCCCAAGGCCCGUUGUGCUGCCUCUUGUUGGAGUUGCUGGACAUCAGCGUGUCAGAGCUGCUGGCGCACUCCAGCCUGCAUGGCUGCUCCAUGUGGAUCACCCAGCACUGUGCGCGAGACGUCCUGGAAGGCCUUGCCUUCCUCCACCACAGAGGCUAUGUGCAUGCAGACCUGAAGCCGCGCAACAUCCUGUGGAGUGCGGAGGAGGAGGGCUUCAAGCUCAUUGACUUUGGACUCAGCUUCAAGGAGGGAAUUCAGGUUGGUCAAGUGCCAUUGGAACCUUUUAGGCAAAAAGGUAAUCAGAGAGGUGAGAUGACUGCAGAAAAUGCUGAAUGGCUUUGGGGCCCUUGUGCUGUGCACACUCACCCCACUUUUGCCUUUUCUAAAGGAGGUGACACACUUUCAGAAACCGGCAAAAAAUGCCGGUGUGUGCACUGUAGCAAAAGAAAACACUUUCAGCUGUAAAGAUAUCUUUGUCUAUGACCAGGAAAUGGUUCCAAAUUCUCUUUGGUUAAAAACUUCACCCUGUGUAUGUGUGUGUGCCCGUAGGGGGGUGGAGGGGGGUACAUGCAGUGCUUUUAUUAAAACGUAUCCUGAAAUCUUUACGGAAGGGAUUGCUACUAUUCUGCUCUGUGAGCAUUGUUGCAGAAUUGCUUGAGUACUUUGUACACAUUUAAAAGAAUGCUCUAGGCUGCUUAUUGCUCAAAGGCACUGCUUCCCAAACUUUGGUCGCCAGUUGCUUAUGGACUACAAUUCCCAUCAUCCCUGACUACUGGUCUUGCUAGCUAGCGAUGAUGGGAGUUCUAGUCCAAAAACAGCUGGAGAUCCAAGUUUGGGAAACACUGCUCUAAGCGGUGUGGCCCUGAGGUUUCCUGUUUCACACAGAAUCAUAGAAUGGUAGAGUUGGAAGGGACCCCGAGGCUCAUCCAGUCCAUCCCUUGCAGUUCCUACGCAUGUGUAGGAAGGGUUUGCCGCACAUGAGGUGAAUUCCUUUCUCCCAAGCAGUCUCAGAUGCACAUGGGACUCGUCCACAUUUCUGAUUGUCCCAUGCUUUCUAGGCAGGGGUCUGAGCCUGUCGCUUUCCCCCACAAAAAUCUGCUCUUAGCGCUACAUCAGAACAAACAGCAGUCCACGGAAAACCUAAUGGCUGUUUGUUCUGGUUCAGCACUAAAUGGUGAGUUUUCCCGGGGGAAAGCAUGAGGGCUGAUGGAAGACUGAGCCCUCGGGGCCGCAAGGGGGGGGGGACCAAGUUCUUGCUGCUUUCAGAAAUCUGCAGGAGGAGUGCUCCAGAGGUUUGGACGAGCCCCCAGUUAGCGUGGGUAGAACAAAUUGCUCCGCCCCCUGAGUGUGUGAAAAGUGCCUACCAAUUCCUCUGGUAGUGGAAGAGCAAAACUUCUGUAGUGCUCGGAUAUUUCCGCCUGGAAAUGGCACAAAUCAACAUUUAAACAUACACUGAGGUGGUUUUCCAGUGAGUUUCUUUUCAGAACCCCCUGAAACAUUUUAAACUUAAAUCACAGAACAGAUUUCCUAUGCAGCUGCUGAAUUUUUGCUUGUGAAUUUUUAUAUUUUGCUUCUAUAAAAAAGUUUCUUGACAAAUUCUUGGACUAGCAAAAGUUAAGCAUUUCCUUGUGGUAUCCUUUGGCUCUGCAUGAAGCAGCCUAGGUGGGCGAUUUCUCUGGACCACCAUAAAACAAACUAGUAUAAGGUUUCAAAUCCACUGCAGUGCUUUGUUAUGAUUUUAGACUUCUAAGCAAACGCUUCGUUCUCCCCAGGAUGUGAAGUACAUUCAGACGGACGGAUACCGCGCUCCGGAGGCUGAGGUGCAGAACCGCCUCUCCAAGGCGGGAGUGCAAGGCGGGACGGAAUGCACUUCUGCUAUCGAUCUCUGGAGUCUUGGCAUAGUAUUACUGGAGAUGUUUUCAGGAAUGAAACUAAAACAUACUGUCCAGUCUCAGGAAUGGAGGGUGAGGAGCUCUGCAGUAAUUUUGCAGAGAUAUCAGUUAGCUUUUGAGAUUUGCAGGCUUGGUGGAUCAGAGGAAUGCUUAAUAACUUCAGUUGGGCUUUUGACAAAGUCCCCCAGGAUAUUCUUGCAAGGAAGCUGGUAAAACGUGAGUUGAACGAGGUAACUGUCCGGUGGAUUUGUAGCUGGUUGAGCAAACCCAAAGAGUACACAUUAAUGGUUCCUUGUCAUCCUGGAAAUAAGGGAUAAGCAGAGUGCUGCAGGAUUCUGUCCUGGGCCCAUUGUUGUUCAACACCUUUAUAAAUGAGUUGGGUGAAAGAAUGGAAGGCAUGUGUGUCAAAUUUGAAGAGUACACCAAACUGAAAGGGGUGCAGAAGACAGAAUCAGAAUUCAAAAUGACCAUAACAGAUUGGAAAACUGGACCUAAACUAACAGAAUGAUUUUCAAAAGGGACAAAUGUAAGGUUCUGCACUUAGGCAGGAAGAACCAGAUGCACAAAUAUAGGAUGGGGGACACCUGGCUUACUAGCAGUACGUGCGAAAGGAAUCUAGGGGUCCUCUAUAAAAAUAAUUUAUUAUUUAUACCUCACCCAUCUGGCUGGUUUCCCCAGCCCCUCUUAGUAAACCAUAAGCUUAACAUGAGUCAGCAGUGUGAUGCAGCAGCAAAGAAAGCUAACACUAUUCUAGGCUGCAUCAACAGAAGUUGAGUGCCCAGAUCAAGGGAAAUAAUAGUACCACUCAAUUCUGCCUUGAUCAGAUCACACCUCAUCUUUGAUGGCAAUUUCUCUUUGGGAGUUUUGAAACUCCUCUUUGAAGAAGACAGCACCUUACAUGGCUUGAAUUUGCCUUGCUGGAUAGAUAAAAUACUGAAUGUUGCAGCUUUCCUGAUGGGAGCCAGUACCUUAACAGUCUGUGAAAUAAGCAAUCAUUUGCUUGGGGAGGAGCGGAGGUGACACGAGCUGACAUUAGCGCAUGUCAUAGGAAUGUAAUAAGCUGCCAGCUGAGGCCACAGAUCCUUCAGAUUCAAUAUUGUCGUCACGGACAGGCAGCUGCUUUCUGGGAUUUAAGGCAGCCUUCUUCCCCGGCCCUCCCUGGCGAUGCCAGAGCUGCACCUCCGAGCCAUGAGCUUUUCCUGUAAUGUAGGGUUUAUAUAAUAGCCUUGCUAUAAAGUUACUGUUUGCACAACCCUUCGUCCCUUCCAUGGGUACCUUUGCAGUCUCCCAACACGGUGACUGCAGCUUCUCACAGUCCUCAGCCAGGUGUGUUGUACCUUCUUUCAGGGGAGAGAUAGGAUAUCCCUACCCACUAGCACAAUCAUAGGUCUGGAGCAUCCUCAGGCCUCCAUCCCCACAACGCAGAUCCCAGUGCAUCUCUCCCAGAGAGCCGGAGUGAAGAAUGGGAGGCGCCUCAAAGGCACCUGGGUGGUGUUAGCAAGUGAUGUGAGCUUUAGUGGAAGAAAGGAAGAAAAGUCCAACCCAGCAGGGUACCUGAUCUGCCUCUAAAGUCAGCAGAUGAAAGAUACUUCUACACUCCCAACUUGGAACAGCCCAGGGCAUGUGGUGUUGGUGGCCGAGUACAAGCACAAGGGGGGCUCUAAUCCCUGGUGCAGAUCGCUGAAGAGAAGGGAGGAGCAUCAACUAAUUUUAGGAAUGGGUAGAAUUGCCCUGGUUUGCUUUGUGUCAAUACUGAACCCACCAUGGAAUAGGUGUUAUGGAGCAAUUUACUGCAGCAGGCUUAAUGGGGGGGGGGGGGGCUUACAGCAGUAGCUGGCUCUGCUACAACCUCAGGGAACUCUGUUCAGAUUGUUCAGAGUAAAUACAAGAUGGGUUGGGGGUUUUUUCCUUCUAAGAGAUUUUCUUCCCACCUCUUCUUCUUAGGCAAAUAGUUCUGCCAUUAUUGAGCACAUUUUCGCCAGCAAAAGUGUAGUGAAUUCUGCCAUCCCUGCCUAUCACCUCAGAGACCUCCUCAAAAGGUAUGUUGCCUGUUAGCUUCUGCAAUGUUUUCUUCCUCGGGGGUUUUGCCCUGCCGCUCUAGCUCAGCCUCUGGAUUUAGUCAAACAAAGGGGGAGUUCCAUUGUUAUCUACGAAGGCUUUUGAACAAGAGGGACUUUCUGCCUCUGGUGACUCUCCCUUAACCUCAGCAAUGCUUCACAUAAUAAAUAGGAUUGUUAGGUCCCAGCCCCAGCUUUUCAUCUCGGGCUUCCUUAAUAUGGCAGAUACAAAACCAGCAUUUGCCUCCCAUAAGGGCCCUUAAGUGUUUCAUCACUUAAUGGAUGCUAAAAUCACUACCGCUUAUGUGAAUGGAAAAUGGUUGUUAAAAGGCAGCGGCUGGGCAAAGUCUUGCUCGGGAUGUGGCAGAGAUAGUAGAUAGUAACCAGGCUAAGGUAUGCCAAAAUACCAUAUAAUUUAUUUUGUAUCAUAUCAGCCCUCAUUUUUUGUCAUUCACCUACAGUUUACUUAAUACUUUUCAGUUGCUGUGGAGAGCAGCAAAUAAUUGCUAGCUCAGGCAAUGUGUAUUUGCAACUUUCCCCUUUCAGUCAAGUCUUUUAAAUAAUAAUAAUAAUUUUUAUUUAUACCCCGCCCUCCCCAGCCAAGGCGGCUUACAAGCAAUAAUAAAAACAAAUUGAAUGAUUACAACUUAAAAACAAAAUUAAAAUACAACAUUAAAAUAUGGAAACAUUAAAAUAUUAAAAUGUAGCCUCAUCGCAGGAGGAGAAGGAAAGGAAAAAAGAAAGAAGGGAGGGAAUCAAAUUGGCUCCAAGCCAAAGGCCAGGCGGAACAACUCUGUCUUACAGGCCCUGCGGAAAGAAAUCAGAUCCUGCAGGGCCCUGGUCUCAUGAGGCAGAGCGUUCCACCAGGCUGGAGCCAGAGUUGAAAAGGCCCUGGCUCCGGUUGAAGCCAAUCUAACUUCCUUAGGGCCCGGGACCACUAGGGUGUUGCUAUUUAUGGACCUUGAGGCUCUCUGUGGGGCAUACCAGGAGAGGCGGUCCCGUAGGUACGAGGGUCCUAGGCCGUGAAGGGCUUUAAAGGUCAAAAGCAGCACCUUAAAUCUGACCCUGUACUCUACCAGGAGCCAGUGCAGUUUGAAAAGCACUGGGUGAAUAUGCUCCCAUGGCAGAGACCCUGUGAGGAGCCUCGCUGCAGCAUUCUGCACCCUCUGGAGUUUCUGGGUCAGCUUCAAGGGCAGCCCCGUGUAGAGCGAAUUACAGUAGUCAAGCCUGGAGAUGACCGUCGCAUGGAUCACUGUGGCCAGGUCGGGGCGGGAAAGGUAAGGGACCAACUGCUUGAUGCGGCGAAGGUGGAAAAAUGUCGCCUUGGCUGUUGCUGUAACUUGCGCCUCCAUGGAAAGGGAGGCGUCAAGGAUUACACCCAAACUCUUAACGGAAGGCAAUGGCACUAAUUGGGCCCCCGCAAGAGAAGGGAGUUGGUCCCUCAUCCCCAUGCCAUCCCGACCCAGCCAUAGGACCUCUGUCUUCGAAGGAUUUAGUUUCAAUCGGCUCCCACGAAACCAUCCAGCCACAGCUUCCAAGCAUCUGGUCAGUGUGUUCGGGGCCAAGUCGGUGUGGCCAUCCAUCAGCAGAUAGAGCUGAGUGUCAUCAGCAUAUUGGUGACAGCCCAGCCCAAAGCUCCGGAUAAUCUGGGCAAGGGGGCGCAUAAAGAUGUUAAAAAGCAUUGGGGAGAGAAUUGCGCCCUGCGGCACUCCACAUACCAAGGAAUGGCGCGACGACAUUUCCCUCCCUAGUGCCACCCUCUGUCCCCGACCAGAGAUAAAAGAGCACAGCCAGUUACGGGCUAUGCCCUGUAUCCCCAUGUCUGCGAGGCGGUGGUCCAGAAGAUCAUGAUCGACCAUGUCAAAGGCUGCUGACAAAUCUAAAAGGAUCAGCAGUCCUGACCCGCCUCAAUCCAGUUGUCUACGGAGAUCAUCUGUGAGGGCAACCAGAGCUGUCUCGGUCCCAAAACCAGGACGGAAACCAGACUGAAAUGGAUCUAAAGCCGAUGUUUCCUCCAGAAACCUACCAAGCUCUUCAGCAACUGCUCUCUCGAUUACCUUACCCAGAUAUGGAAGAUUUGAAACUGGGCGGUAAUUGGAUAGGUCUAAGGGAUCCAAUGAAGUUUUCUUUAAGAGCGGACACACUACUGCUUCCUUCAGUUCCCCUGGGAAUGUCCCCGUGUCAAGGGACAAAUUGAUAAUUUCAACCAGGGGGGUCCGCGCAACAUCUGGACACUCCCUAAUCAGCCAAGACGGGCACGGAUCAAGGAGGCAGGUGGUGGGCCUACCAACUUGGAGGAAUCUAUCCACAUCAGUAGGGAGUAUCCGAUCGAAAUGGUCCAACACUGGACCUGAAGUCAGUUGAGGGGCCUCCUGUUCAGUCACUGUAUCUAAAUUGGCAGGGAGGUCACGGCGGAGCAACAGGACUUUCUCCGCAAAAAAGCUCGCGAAUGCCUCACAGCUGUGGGUCGAAUUUGUGCUUAAAUUUGGUUGUCCUCCUAAGGACGUUAUUGACCUAAUUAUUCUAAAAAGUUGUGCCGGGCGAGAGCUAGUGGAUGCAAUGGAAGCUGCAAAGUAAGAUUUCUUAGCAGCUUUCAUAGCCAUCUCAUAGGCUUUCAUAAGCGUCCUAUAAGAUGUUCUUGAGGCUCCGUCAUGAGUCCGUCGCCAUACUCGCUCUAGCCGUCUGAGAUCCCGCUUCAUUUUCCGGAGCUCCUCAGUAAACCAAGGGGCCCGGUUUCGAUGGGGUCGCAGAGGGCGCUUAGGCGCGAUCUCAUCAAUGGCUGCCAAGAGCCGGUUAUUCCAGUCCUCAACAAGGUCAUCUAAUGAGUCGCCAGGAGGAGCAGGGUCCCGCAAGGCCUAACGGAAUCUAUCCGGAUCCAUCAGCCUUCGCGGGCGAGCCCAAAUAGGUUCGGCACCCGAGCCGGGGAGGAGCGGGAAGUCAAUCUUGGCUUUCAGAGCAUAGUGAUCAGACCAUGGCACUUCCACAGGGGGGAGCAUGAUCACAUCUAUGCCAGCCCCAAAGAUCAGAUCCAGCGUGUGGCCUGCUUGAUGAGUGGGGCCCAAAACAAACUGGGAGAGCCCUAGUGUUGCCAUGGAAGUAACUAGGUCCAGAGCCUGUGAGGAGGGAGCGGCAUCGGCAUGGGCGUUGAAGUCUCCCAAAACCAGUAGGUUUGGGAACUCCAAGGCCCAGCCCACUGCCACCUCCAGCAGGUCUGACAGGGUGGCUGCCGGUGUGCUGGGUGGUCGGUACACCAGCCAGACAGCCAAGCUCUCCUUGGUGCCCCACACGAGACCAACACAUUCAAUGCCGGAGAUCGCCGGUGAUGGCAGAGCUCUGAAAGAGCAAUCCUCCCGGAUUAACAACGCUACUCCUCCCCCCCAACCCACAGUCCGCGAUUGAUGAAGGACAGAGAAACCUGGGGGUGUUAGCUCAUGUAGGGAGACUACUUCGCCUUCCCGUACCCAGGUCUCUGUCACGCAAGCCAGGUCAAUCCCCUUCGAGACAAAAAAGUCACGCAUGGUGGCGGUUUUGUUGCCUAUGGACCUGGCAUUGCACAGCACCAAUGACGGAGGUGGGUAAUCCUUGCUCUCCCUACCCUUAUCCCUUGGGAUGGGGCGUAGAUUGGAAGGGGUUCAAGGAUCAAUGCAUCUCGAAACCCUUCACCGAUAGAGAUAUCCAGCCCCACCGCCAUUCCUCCCUCUAAAUAAGUAAGAUGAAGGUUUAAAAAAAGUAACCAGGGGUCAAAGCCCCACACAAAUUAGGAAAUUGUGCAAUAGAUUCAUGAAACAGUCAUCCUUGUGUAAAUAGGACUAGCUAGAAGGUUUCACCAGUAGAUUGAUUAAUGAGACCAAAUUGUGUUUGGUGGAGCUGUGAAUUUGCAGUCUGCUUGUUUGGUUUUUUGAGACUAUUUUGGUAAUAAUAUUUAUGGGAAAUAAAAUACUAAAGAUGAGCUUUCUUUCCAGCAACAUGUAGUAAGUUACCUAAUUUGCAGGUGGGGGAGAUCAUGAUUAUUCAUUCUCCUUGGCAUAACUCAGUAUGGAGAAUCUACGUCCUGGGGAGAACCAGUGGCAUGGCCAUUCAUCUUCAAAAGAGAAAGGCAGGAGAAAUGUAUAUGUUGCUUUGUGUUCCAGUAGCACACUUCCACAGAAUGGCACUCAAGGGAACCUGCAGUGCAGCCCAAAUAAAAUUACUAGCAAAUGACCACUGAAAUACAUAAUAAGGUUUAUAAAACCAGCAUCACCAUAAAGCCAUAGAAUUGGAACAGUGAAAGCUGUGGUGUCAUGCUUUCUCCAGAACCUGGUGGGCUUUUGCUAUUCUUCUAGAAAUCAGCUUGGAUGCAGCUUGAAUGGUCUCCCUGUGGGGAGCAUCUCUGCAACUUGCUUGUACAACAAAGACUCCUUUUUGCUUUCCAGCAUGCUUCGCGAGGACCCACAGGAAAGAGCCACUGCAGCAAAGGCCUUGUGCAGCCCCUUCUUCAGCAUUCCUUUUGGUAGGGUGUAUAACGUAUUUCAUUUCUCUGGCCACAAAUAACGCUUGCCUAACUGGCCCUGACCCUGUUCAUUUCAUUUUGAGAAUUUCUAUCCAUUCUCUGCAUCAAGUUUAAGCUGGUUAACAUCUUAAAAACAACAUUUGUCCUUAAGAGGGACCCUCUGGGCAUCUUGUGGACUCCUAAGGGAAUGUUUUCAAUUAACGUUUCCUCCUUUCACACUUCUCCCGUGUGCCAUUUGAAAUGUCUGAUUCGGGCUUAGCCCCAUUUCACGGAUGUCUGAACCCAAGGGAUAAACUUUAGGGAAUUUGCAAGGGAUAAACUUUUUAACUCUCUUUGAGAAUAGGAUUGAGUAGGUUGUAGCAACUUGCAUCGAACCAUUUCUAAUUUCUCUUUGAUAUAAUGAUUACCUUACAUUGCUUUAACAGCCCCCCAUAUUGAAGAUCUGGUGAUGCUUCCAACUCCAGUGCUAAGACUGCUAAAUAUUUUGAGUGAUACCUCUCUCCAAAAUGAAGAAGAAUUUGCAGGUUGGUACAUCUUGAUGUAGCUCCUUAUCCUUCAGCACGCUACAGAACCUACUAGGAAGGGGGAUGGCUUGAGAUGCACUGGAAGUGGGAAAGGCAACUAUUUCCGAGAGCUGCCCUGGGCAGAGAGAGGAAGAAAAUUAUCCUGCUUCAAGCUAGGCGUGAUCCAAAUUUAGGCAGAGCCAGUAACCUCCAAGCAAAAAUGUUUAAAGAAUUAUUGCAUAACAAAAGUAAAUAUGUGUGCAAUAUUUUGAAUAAAAUGGUCUCUAGAAGAGUAGCGCUUGCAGGUUGAUGUUACAGAUUCCCACCCCACCUUGGUAUUAUUAUUAUUAUUAUUAUUAUUUAUUUACUUAUACCCUGCCUGUCUGACAUGGUUGCCCCAGCCACUCUGGGUGGCUUCCAACAUAAUAACAACACAGAAAAACAUUCCACGUUAAAAACUUCCCGAUACUUCUCUGUUUGACAUCUGAUGGGAAGGCUUUCCACAGGACGGGUACCACUACCGAGAAGGCCCUCUGCCUGGUUUCCUGCAGUUGCACGGAAGAGAGGGAGGCUUGUGUGUACUGACAUCCUCCCCACCUGCAGAUUCUCCCCUCUGUAGCUCUGGAGCCUGAGGAAGCGGGUGAAGGAUGAAUUACCUUGAAGGGGGCUUGUAAGGGAGAAUCAGUGGAUGCGGGAAGGCUAAGCACCUUCCUACUCCCACCCAAACCACUGUUGUGCUUGGAAAAAUUGUGGCUCCUUUUGUGUCAGUAGCAGAAAAUACUGAGUACAAGAGACAAACUGAAAGAGAGAUAACUACCGUUGGUUCCCAUAACCCUUCUGUGUUGUCUACAUUUAUGGGGGGGCGUGAUCCGCUCUACAUAUUACUGACGUCUGUUACAGAAAGAGCGGAGAACCUCUGGCAUGUGGGACAGUCUUGGAGUUCCAGUUUGACCUGCAAGGUCCUUUCCCCCACCCACCCACCCACCCACCAGCUGAUGUCACUAUGUGAUCCUGUUCCCAGCAGUGCACACGAUCAUGCAGCCAAGGCAGCAGGAUUUAAUCCCUGUGUGUCAGCAGAGCAGGGACUGAAUCCCUGUGCAAAAGCAGGCUGUGCAAUAGCUUGCACCUGCAGGCUGCUUCAGAGAGGCUUUUGCAAAGGCUUUCAAACAGUUCCUGUGAUCUUGAUAUUGGAAGCUUAAAGGGGAAGCAUGGGGAGAGUUGGAAGCACUUUCUUCUUGUGCUCCCUUUUUAAAACCUUCAAGGUUGGGGACUUAAAAGCCAGUGCAGGGAGACUUGCAAAAUGCAAGGGAUUUUGACAGGCAGGUGGCCCCAUGUGCAUGUCAGUCAUGUGGCAUCAUAAUUUGGCCCUGAUAAGGACCUGGUGCACAGAGUCCAGAAGGUUCCCCACCCCUCCCCUAAACCAUUUUGAAGACUGAACCAACUGCUGUUUGUGCGGUUUUUUAAAAAGUCUCCACAGCUAGUCAUUUUCAGUAGAAUAAGGGAAGGGGACAUGUGGUGCUUGUGGCAGCGUCUAGGCCCCACACAGUGACUCUGUUUGUUUUGUUUAACUUCUAAGACCACCAUUAUGUUCCGGUCACUUGAGCAACUGAGCAAAAAUGCAUAGGAGGGAGCUGCUCAUCUGAGUUUCAUCCUGAAGUGGCAAGCCUGAGAAUGCUCGAAAGCAAGCCUAGGCACAAUUCUUGGCCUUGAAAAAGUGUAUUCCUUGGUGCCUCAGGGUUCCCUAGCUCUAAAAUGGGACCAGGAUGCUGAUCAGGAAUGCUGACACAGCAUGCUGCCCCUUAAAAAUUGCCACUGAACCCAGAACUAACUGUGAUUGACCCAGUGACUAACUUGGAGCUUCUCUCUGUGGCGCCAUGGACCUCGCUUGGGAAAUAAGAGUAUUUUUCAAUAAUAAGUUUUAUUAGUUUUCAGUUUCAACAAUCCAAUAAUAGCCUCAUUAUAACAAUGCCAAAUUAUAAUACAAUUAAUAAUACCAGUCAUUGAGAUGCCAAAUUAUACAAUUUAGGUGCCCCCCUGCCUCCUGCAUACUAGAAUUGAUGGUUUGAUUAUUUAUUUUGUUUCUUCAUUCCAAAAUUUUAUAAAUUUCAGUUACACUCCAGUCAAAAUACCAAUACCUUAUAUCGCAACUGCAGUUUUAACAACUUCCAUUCGUAUUGACACAUUAAAUGAUUUCUACACCUACAGGUGAAGCAUCCUUCCUGUGUGUGGCAAUUAUUCUGUCCAUGGUGCUUCUUCUUGUCCUUGUAAUAUAUUAGGUUUAUCUUUUGUCAAUUGUUGCUGUUCUCCAGCAUGCCUUGGAUGGCGCUAAUGUCCCAUUAUUGUUUCAGAAGUUCUCCAUUGUUCUGUCCCUGGUUCAUUGUUUUGCAGCUACAAAAGUCACACUUUCCCAAUAAAUUUCUCUAAGCCUGGGAAGGAGAGCAAGCUGUCAAACUUCAAAUAACUCAAUAAUGAACCUUUUCAACCCUUGGCAAGCUUGCAGUUUUCUCUCAUCCCUCCGUCCAGCGGAACAUAAGCGAUUACGCUUCCAAUUAAAUUAAAUUCCAAGCCCCUUUAGCAUUAUUCAGUACAGUCUAAGGAUAAUAGGGAGUUGGGAAGAAUCAGCUCUGAGUUUCCAUCAUAAACCUUUUGCAAAAUAGAACUCUCCCUUUUCCCAAUUUUUCAUUUUUGUUUUACACACACAAUUCCAUUUAAUGUUAUAUUCCAUAUCUGCAAUCCAUUUUUCACCCUCAUCAUCUGAAUAUCCAUAAUUUAAACUACCAUUUCAAGGGAGGGUUGCCAAAUCAUAUAUGUAGAGAAUAACACUUUAUAUAAGGAAACCACGGGCUUCCCUCCCCCCACACCGUCUUUCAUACCAAAUGAAGUCUUUCAAAUUCAAACUUUAACAACCUUGCAGCUGCUUCGAUUCCACAGUUUAUGAUCUCAUUUCUUCUGGCACACAUCUCUACAUUAGUCCAGAUUAAACUCUGAUUAACAGGACAACCUCUGCUUCUUAAUGGCAGCGUAGGGGGGUUAUCAGUAGGCAAAGUGCUUUUGCACUCAGCACCUCAUGCCUCCCACAAUCCAUGCUGGAGCGAGAGCCAGGUACCAAGACGAACUGCGAGUGAAGCCCAUCCCCCCCCCCGUCCCUGGGGAGAAUUUGCAAGGGAUAAUUAACCUCAAUCAUCCUUGUUUUUACUUCGCCAACAAUCUCCUGCUGUCGUGGGAGCUUUCUUCAUUAAGGCAGACCGGAACCAGAAGCCAGGAAAUAAGAGUUUUAAUUGCCUGCCCUUGAUUAGGUCUUUGUCCAGCUCUGCUGGCCAUUGUGGGCAGGGUGGUGGUGUCAGCCUCAGAUUUCCUGGUUAGAUUUCUGCUUGUCUUGUAGUAAGUUUCUCCAGUGUGCAGCUCAUGGCAAUUGGCCGCCUGUGCCACCAUUUGGGGCCUUACUCUGGUGGAUGGAUCUCUGGAUUCUAGUAAAAGCACAAAGCUGAGGUCUGCCUGCCCCUAAGGUCUAGAAUACUUACUAAGUGCUGGGGUAGCGUUUAAGACAGAUGUCCAGGCACUCAGGCUUGCCCCACUAGUGCCAUAAGCCCUUCUCCUCCAUGCUGCAUGGAAGAGCAGGUUGUACUUGCUUAGAAUAUGGACUUAGGCAGUUUAAUGAUAUUCUGGCUGACUCACAUAGAUAGUUCAAUCGAUCAAUCUUUAUUACGGUCCAGAGACCCAACAAAUCGUUACAAAGCAAUGCACAAUUCAGACAGCCUACCUCCAGGUUAAACAAGCAUUUUGCUCAGACUUAAAGAUAGGGAUCAUUGGUUCUUGCAACCACCGAUAAAAACUUUGCCACUGCUAAUUUUCUAGCGUUUGUCCGGUCUUCCAAUAGGAACCUGACAUAAUGAGCCUCUGAUUUUCCUGGGAAAGGUACCAGCAAGGGUAAUAUCAGUUCAGCCCUGGCUUGCUCAUAUUUCGCACAGUGCAGCAAAAUAUGUUUUAUAGAAUCGAUGUCUUGGGCACAUGAGCAAAGUCUGUCCUGGUAGGGAGCUCCUCUCCACCUGCCAUCCAACACUGCAGAAGGAAAGACGUUUAGUCUGGCUUUGGUGAAUAACCUUCAAUAAUUUGGUACUGUCAGGUUUUUAAUGUAAGGCGUUAACUUAAAGACAUGCCCAUAUUGUACUCCUACUGCCAGCAGACUACAGACUACGUGUGAUCGAGAUCGCAAGUCACUAUGUGCAUUAUCCCAUAAUCUUUGCUUUAGCAUCUUUACACUACACUUGAUCUUAGCCAAAAGGCCGAGAAGCUUUAGCAUCUUUAGGACACCUUCAUAACCCAGGUAAUAAAGUUGGGGGGCGGGUGACAGACCAGUAGAGGUGGCUUUUCUAGGCAUGGUUUUCUGCCAUUUGGUGAGAAACUCCUCAUUGGUCAGGUGUUGGUAUAAACCCUUUCCCUAGAUCAAAUACUGAAAUCCUGAGCCAAUGUUUUAGGGCAGCCCACCACACUUUAGUUGAAAUUGGGUAUUCACCAGCGUCUAACAGAAGUAUGGCGUUGGAGACACAGUUGGGUACCUACAGCAGAGAUCAUAGAAAUUUUGCCUUAAAGCCAUCUAGCUUUGGCAGGUCCCCAUUAUGCCAGACAUUUGCAGUGUACAGGAGUUGGGAAACGGAUUUUGCAUUGAAAACCCUUAAGGCUGCUGGAACAUAUUUGCUGCCCUUUGUGAAAAAGAAUCUGACUAUGGCUAGCUUUGUGAUCUCCGCCUUUUGAAGGGAGGUUUGCCAGUGGUGCUUCCAAGAUCCUGUAUGAUGGAAUGUGAGCCCUAGAUAACUGAAGUAUUUAAUCUGUUCAAGGUUAUGGCCAUCCAGCACCCAUUUAGACCGGGAGAAGCUUCUUUUGAAUACUAAAAUUUUAGAUUUUUCAUAAUUAAUGGAUAAACCAUUUCCAGAACAGUAAUAAGAAAACUUCCUCAGCAGAUAUUUCAAACCCAGUCUGGAACGUGAGAUGAUGGUUGUGUCAUCCACAUAUAACAACAAAGGGGGUCCUUCUCAUUCCUAUUUUUGGAAGGUGUCCAUCUGGGUCCAUUAAGCCCUCUUCUAGUGUGGGGGCCAAAAUGCAUCCCUGUCUCAACCCCCCCAUGUCAUCUCAAUACUGUUUGAUAACUGUCCCUGCCGACCACAUCGGACCUGCAGUUUGAUUCCAUUGUACAGGGCUUUUAUAAGAAAGAGGAGUCAUUUGUCCUGCAAAAUCAGGUUUAAUUUGGACCAUAGCUGGGAUCUGGGGAUGGAAUCAAACGCUGAUUUCAGAUCUAUGAAGGCUACAAAGAGCUUACCCUGUAGAGGCCUGGUAUACUUCUCGGCUAGGAAGGACAGCACUAGACACUAGGUCUGAUGUUGAAUGGUUCUCACGAAAGGCUGCCUGGGCUUCAGAUAGUAUAUUAUGUUCAUUUAGAAAAGUUGUCAAUUUGUUACUGAGAAAUUGGGCAUACAGCUUCCCAAUUAUUGAAAGCAGGCUAAUUGGCCUAUAAUUGGAGGGUACGUUUGGGUGGCCUCUCUUAAAGAUUGGGACUACUAUAGCAUGUUUCUGGCUAUAUGGUACUUUGCCCAAGUUAUUUACUACCGUAAAAAGUGCUGCCAGAAGCGGAGCCCACCAGUGCUGGUUUGAUGUGAUCAAUUUCAGGGAUAAAGACUUUCCCUGGAGUCUUUCUGCUCUUCAGAUUCCCAAUUAAUGUAUAGACUUCCUCCAUAGUAACCGGCCUCCGCUGAGGGAGCAGUGACAAUUCUGCCCUGUCAUCAUCCUGGAAGCUGGAAGGGAGGUUUGGAUUUUCCAUAAAUAUAUUUCUGAAGUGGUUCUCCCAAACCUGAGCUGGAAUGGCACAGCUGGGGGCUGAAGAGCUAUUUUUCAUUGAGUCGGAGACCAGUUGCCAAAAGAGUCUAGUUUCAUUGUUUAGUGAGGCAUUCAAUAGCAGGGACCAGGAAUUUUGUUUGGACUGCCUUUUUUUUGAGGCCAAAAGGGCUUUAUACUCUUUUUAAAAUUUUGAAAUAAGAUGGAGGUAAGUAAUUUAGUCCAGCAUUUCUAUAGGCCAAAUAAGUGUUCCUUAAGGCUUCCUUCUUUGUACGGCACUCUUGGUCAAACCAACCGUGCCCUUUUGCAGUGCGGGGCUUGCCGGCUGAGUUUAUGUUGACAGAGACCACAUCCUGCAAGGACUCAAUGAGAUUUUCGUAAGCCAUCAGGGAGGAAUCUAUUGAUAAAUUGUUUAUUAUAAUUGAUCCUAAUUGCAGUUUCUGAAUUCAAUCUAUUCUCAACUGCAAUUGCUAUCUGAGGUGUCCGUUUUUUUCUGCACAAUGCUGGAUCAUUUGCUUUAUCUAUUUCCUCGUGUUCUAUGUCAAGCCUGGACAUAACUUGUUGACCCCUAUAUGUUAUGAAACAUGCAAUUUGUGGCGAAAAAAUAUGUUAUUGAUUAUGUUUGUUUGUUUGUUUGUUUGUUUAUUGCCCUUCCUUCAAGCAGCUUAGGUAAGUGGCUUAGUCUUGCAAGAACCUUGCAAGAACCUUGUGCAGCAGUUGCUCUGGAGGCAAGCAGGCAUUCUGCAAACAGGAUUCCUGGGUCCUUCUGUGCCAGUCUAUCCAAUAUGCUACGCUGGGUCUUUGCUAUUUAUUUUCAGUUGUCUUCUCAAUUCCACAGAUAUCGUGGAUGACAUAAGAGAAGAAUGUUGCAAAUAUGGACGGGUCGUGUCCCUGUUUGUUCCGAAGGAAAAUCCAGGCAAAGGCCAUGUAAGUACUUGGGCAGUCAAGAUUUGAGUGUAUGUUUCAUCUUUGAGGUUUUGGUCUAAGGCUGCACUGACCUCUCCUUUUACAAUGACAGCUGAGUGAGGCACAUACUGAGGUUUCCUGAUACAACUCCUGCCUUCUGUCUUGCAUAGAGAGAAUGAUUCUCUUAUAAAUGGAAGCAGGUUUUUUUUAAAAAUAAUAAUCAGAUUUUGUGUGUGUGUGUGUUUGCAUUUGUCUUUCUGGGAAUCUUGGAAUACUUUACUGCUUGUAUAUAUCUCUAAAAUAAAAUUGUAUACUAUUGCAUUUCAGACUUGGAGACAGGAUUUUAAUAGCAUUAUCUAUUAAUGCAGUAUGCCUCUGAAAUGCCACACGAUUAAGACUAUAAAACAAUAGAAAUGCACCUCCAUUUAAGUUUUUCAAUAUUACCUUCUAUACUUUAUCCAGAGAUUCUGGUAACAUCUUCUAGUGUUAUAUUUUGUCUUUUAAAAAUCACACUACUGUAGUGUACCACACUUAACAUUUUGCAGAAUUAAAUCAUUUUACAAUCUUUUCUUAUCAAAUAAAUGUAUACCAUUUUAAUGUAUUUUUCUCCUUAGUAUUUAACAAAGGUAAUCUACCAGUUUCUGGGAGGUGUCUUGCCUGUCCUGGAAAGCAAGAGUGCAAGGGGGCAAAGGAGAUUGACAUUCCUCCUGCUUCUUUUCAGGUCUUUGUUGAGUAUGCAAAUGCUGCGGAUUCAAAAGCUGCCCAACGAGCCCUGACUGGGAAGAGUUUUGACGGCAAGUUUGUUGUGGCGACAUUUUACCCACUGAGUGCCUAUAAGCGAGGGUAUCUUUACCAAACCAUGCUUUAGUCUGCGGCAGCGGUCAGGAGAGACGCACGUAUCCAAAGCUGCCUUGCUUUGCCAAAGUAUUUUCCAGAGACGAACUCCAUCUGUACUCCUCCUUUCUCAUUCUGUGGUUGGCAAGAAAAAGGCCCAGGUGUUUCUGUUUUGUUGCAAUGAAAUCAGCCUCCUUCUUGCCUUUGAUUUACUCUACAGUAACCAAAAUGCUGUGAAAUGGAUGUUGGAGACUGAAGGUGAAGAAGAAUUCAGUGGGAAAGAAAUAGAGGCACAUGGCAGUGUUGGGGGUUAUGGCACCGAACUUAGAGAUGCCAAGCAUUGAAUGGUGUCUGAAAGAGUCCGUGAAGCAACUCCGGAGUUCCUUGUGCCACAAGCAGAGAAGCAGCAGAAUGUGCCAUGGAGGACAUGCAUUCGGAUGAGGCUUUUAAUCUGCCUUCAAACAAUUUUAUGGGGAGAACAGAUAACAUUGUCAGCCCAUUGUACUCCUCCCAUAUUUCCCCAGCACUUCCUCCUCCUUGUCUUCUUACCUCAGAAAGUCUGUUAAGGAGGGGAAAGUGGAGCAGGAGUGGAGGGGGCAAUGGGUGCCAUUUUGAGGCGUUCCUCCUUUCUCUAUUGUUUCCAGUUUCAGAGACUUUCCAAGUCCCUUCCCUUGAUCUGAGGGCUCUCCACCUUAAUUAAUUGCUUCUUGGAAAGAGGUUUUCCCAACCCACACCCUUCAGUUGGCUAUUUAAUCAAUAAGUUACACUGGAAACAGUAGCACUUGCUUUAAUGUAGAAAUGUUUCUAGCUCUAGUCCUGUAAGGCUGCCGCCUUCUAGCUGUGUGCUGCAAGCACUGCUCUUCUUUUCACAAUUUUACUAUGGCCAAAUAGUGAAAGUAACAAGCAGGAGAAAUCAAGCUGGCAAGCUCUCUAGCCUGGUUGUGAAACUGGCUGUUUGAUAAAGAUCAGAUUGUGAAACUGGUUAGUCUGCAGAGGGGGCAUUUUCAAGCAAAGUCCACAGGACUUUCAGUCCAAUUUGUAGCUGUGUUUAUUCAGAAGUAAGCUUAGCUGCAAACCUCUUGCCCUGUGCUACUGGAACUCUUUUUAAAAGCAACUGCUUUUUCAAAAACUUUGCAAUUGUGUUAUUUAGAAAACGGUAGAAAAAACCCACAGAAAGUGAUGUGCUAAAAUGGCACAGAGAUGCAAGCACCUCAGAAUGUUAGGAGAAGGGUUUGGUGGCCACUGGUGAGGACAGGGAAAGGCAAAGGAACAACACCGCCCACCCUAGGGAUGGAACAUAACAAGAUCUACACACCCAAAAGAGCACAAAGCCUGACACAUCUAGUGGGUGGCCAACUGCAAUGUCACUUGUAUCUUAUAAUGGAAAAACCACAAUGGGAGCACCCAAAACACAAAAUCCCAGCCAGCUUUCAAAGGCUUCACACCCUAGGACUGAACAUGUUAGGCUGUAUCUGCAGAGACUUAAAGGAACAUCCUCAGCCACAGAACAGGAUUGCUGCCCUAAAAAUAGGGGAUCUGAGGCAAGGUUGGGUCACCCAGAUGAUUUGGCUAUAUAGAAGUUGAAGCUAGACAAUAGACAGGUUGCACUUGUGGCAUCUAGCCAUUCCUUUGUAGUACAAUGAAGCCUUUCUCCCAGGAAGAAGGCGAGAACCAGGGAAGGCACCUUUUGGCUCCCUACGUGUAAGCCCAAAUAGAAAAGUAGACAUUAUCUCUAAAAUGCUGCAUUAGAAAGAGCCCUCAUUUUCAAGUAAAUCCUGGUUUGUGUACACUCCAGUGGAUAUUUCAGGCCCUGAUCAAGUGCAGUUCCCGUGAUAGGGCUCGUUGAGCUAUGAGCCUUCUCUCUAUCUAGUAAGAGACUUGUGGGGAGGUGGUUUUGUUUUGUUUUACAGUCUCUAAGAAAUUGCCUGUUUGUGUCUUCCCAGCAUCAUCUGCUAAUAGUUAGGCAGGUGCCUACAGAAAGGAUUUAAUUCUGCUCGCAUAAUGAUAUUAUGGGGUGUUGUCCAACCAGAUUCUUCCUGGGAGGCUUUCUGUAGAGUUACUUUCCUGAGCCAGUUUUAAACAUGUUUUUAAGAGAAGAGUCUUUGUUCUGCUAGAAAUGCUUGAAACUUCUGAAAUUUGACUACUGGUCCUGCCCUCUCGAGGCUCCCAGUUCCCAGCAUCUUAUGCAUGCUUCCCCUCAGCUUUCACUGCUGCUACCGAGAAUGGAAGGCACCCCAGUUUGUGGCAGCAGUUUGCCUUGCUCUUAAUCCCCCUUGACCCCGGCAGCCUCUCUUCCCUGCAUGAGGAUCCUUCACUUCUUGGUUUCUCAAAAGUUAUGCAGCAUUUCUGACAGAGUUGACUUGGGCAAUGGUAGGAAAACAAGAAAGAGACGUUUUAAACGUCUCACCCACUCCUUUUAGAAAAUACUUGAUUUUUUUUGUAAUGUCUUCAGAAGCUAGCAUUUUAGAAGGGGGUGGGGGUGUAUGCAUAAAUAAUUAGGAUUCUCUCGUGGCAAAUUUAUUCCUGGGUUUUGCCUCCUUGCCUUUCUGAGCUAUGAAUUAUUUAAGACAGGAUAUUGUCUGCACUGACAAGUAUACUGAUAUUGUUGAGUUUGUUUGACCUACGUAGCGUAUCUGAUAUAGAUUUUGGGAGAGUGACAUUCCUGAUUCUGGAUGGGGAAGCGAACUGCAUCCACAGCCUCCAAGUACCUCAAGUCUUCUAUGAAGAGUUUGUGCAGUCUUGUCCUCUCACCUCCAUAAUUCACCUGGGUUUCAGUGGUCCUGCCCCUUUCAGUCUUCGUGACUUGGUUAAGUAGAAUGAAUGUCCAAAAUGUCUACUGUCACCCCCCCCCCCCCCGCUUUACUGCCUGAGCUUGGGCUUGGCAGGGAAAUGUUGCUGAGCUGCUCCUCUCUUAGCUGAGGGGGCAUCUAUUUUGAGCACAUUUUAAGCCAGAACUGCACGAGAACUUGAAGGUCAUGGGGCUUGUGGGCAAGGACAGGGGUUCUGUCCAAAGACCCGUUCGUAGCUUUGCACACAUCUGACCUGGAGUCCAUUUUUGGUUCUGGCCCGCCUCCAUCUCUCUGCCCCAAGAAAGACAAUAGCACUGCCUGUCUGGCUGGACUUGACUGUUCAAGAGCGUUGACAUGAUUCCUUUGCAAACUGUUCUGUAAACAUACGUCUUCUACUCAGAUUAUUUAAGGAGAUCAUGUGCUCUAUGCACCAUUGCUCAGCAGCUCAAAAGAUGAAUGUACAAUUUUAAUUGAAAAAUAAAGUAGAUUUGUUCUGAUGUUAACCAAGCU